UUGUGUGUAACGUUUUGUGAUCACUGUCUCUACCCGCCUGCGUGUAGAGCCCCAGCGGCACCAACUGACCGCGACUAGUUGGCUGCUCAAGUGCACUGUUACAUAACGAUCGCGCAGAUACAUUCGAACUGCCGGUAACACAAAAUAAUCACCCACCAUGGAGGACGGCCAUAGCAAGACCGUCGAUGAAGUCCUAGGUUUCUUCCGCGUCAAUCCGGAGACGGGUCUCUCCUCCGACCAAGUGAAGGAAUACCAGAAGAAGUAUGGACCCAAUGAACUACCCGCUGAAGAAGGAAAGACACUCUGGCAAUUAGUGCUUGAACAGUUCGAUGAUCUUCUAGUUAAGAUUCUGCUGUUGGCCGCUAUCAUUUCAUUUGUACUAGCUCUAUUUGAGGAACAUGAAGGUGUUGAAGCUUUCGUUGAACCUUUCGUCAUUCUGCUGAUUCUGAUCGCUAACGCCGUCGUCGGUGUGUGGCAGGAACGCAAUGCCGAGUCUGCGAUUGAAGCUCUGAAGGAGUACGAGCCCGAGAUGGGCAAGGUUGUCCGUGGCGACAAGUCCGGUGUGCAGAAGAUCCGCGCCAAGGAGAUCGUCCCUGGUGAUGUGGUCGAGGUGUCGGUCGGUGACAAGAUCCCGGCUGAUAUCCGUCUGAUCAAGAUCUACUCCACCACCAUCCGUAUUGAUCAGUCCAUCCUGACUGGUGAGUCCGUGUCCGUGAUCAAGCACACCGAUGCCGUCCCGGACCCGCGUGCUGUCAACCAGGACAAGAAGAACAUUCUGUUCUCCGGUACCAACGUCGCCGCCGGUAAGGCUCGCGGUGUUGUCAUCGGCACCGGUCUGAACACUGCCAUCGGUAAGAUCCGUACCGAGAUGUCGGAGACGGAGGAAAUCAAGACCCCGCUGCAGCAGAAGUUGGAUGAGUUCGGUGAGCAGCUGUCGAAGGUUAUCUCGCUGAUUUGCGUCGCUGUCUGGGCCAUCAACAUUGGACACUUCAACGAUCCCGCCCACGGUGGCUCCUGGAUUAAGGGUGCCGUGUACUACUUCAAGAUUGCCGUAGCUCUGGCCGUCGCUGCCAUUCCGGAGGGUCUGCCCGCUGUCAUCACCACCUGUUUGGCUCUGGGUACGCGCCGUAUGGCCAAGAAGAACGCUAUUGUCCGCUCGCUGCCGUCCGUAGAGACCCUGGGUUGUACCUCGGUCAUCUGCUCGGAUAAGACCGGUACACUGACCACCAACCAGAUGUCCGUCUCGCGUAUGUUCAUCUUCGAUAAGGUGGAGGGCAGUGAAAGCAGCUUCACUGAGUUCGAAAUCUCGGGCUCGACCUACGAACCAAUCGGUGAGGUUACCCUCAACGGACAGCGCGUCAAGGCCGCUGACUACGAAACCCUGCACGAACUCGGUACGAUCUGUAUCAUGUGUAACGACUCCGCUAUUGAUUUCAACGAAGUGAAGAAGGUAUUCGAGAAGGUCGGUGAGGCCACCGAGACCGCUCUGAUCGUGCUGGCUGAGAAGCUGAACCCCUUCAACGUUGCCAAGCAGGGACUGGACCGCCGCUCGAGCGCCAUCUGCGUCCGCCAGGAAAUUGAAACCAAGUGGAAGAAGGAAUUCACCCUGGAGUUCUCGCGCGAUCGUAAAUCCAUGUCGACCUACUGUACCCCACUGAAGGCCUCGAAGCUGGGAACUGGACCGAAGCUGUUCUGUAAGGGCGCUCCGGAAGGUGUCCUGGAACGUUGCACGCACGCUCGCGUUGGAACGACCAAGGUUCCGCUGACCUCUGCCCUGAAGCAGCGCAUCCUGGACCUGACUCGCCAGUACGGUACUGGUCGCGAUACCCUCCGUUGCUUGGCCCUGGCCACCGCCGAUAGCCCAAUGAAGCCGGACGACAUGGACCUGAACGAUUCGACCAAGUUCUACACCUAUGAGGUAAACCUAACCUUCGUCGGUGUCGUCGGUAUGCUGGACCCCCCGCGUAAGGAAGUCCUGGACUCGAUCGCUCGCUGCCGCGCCGCCGGUAUCCGUGUCAUUGUCAUCACUGGUGACAACAAGGCCACCGCCGAAGCUAUCUGCCGUCGUAUUGGUGUGUUCGGAGAGGAUGAGGAUACCACCGGAAAGUCGUACUCUGGUCGCGAAUUCGAUGAUCUGUCCGUGUCGGAGCAGCGUGAAGCUUGCGCCCGUUCCCGUCUGUUCUCGCGUGUCGAGCCGGCCCACAAGUCGAAGAUUGUGGAGUUCCUGCAGAGCAUGAACGAAAUCUCCGCUAUGACUGGUGACGGUGUCAACGACGCCCCUGCCCUGAAGAAGGCCGAAAUCGGUAUUGCCAUGGGUUCCGGUACCGCUGUCGCCAAGUCGGCCGCUGAGAUGGUGCUGGCUGAUGAUAACUUCUCCUCCAUUGUCGCCGCUGUUGAGGAAGGUCGUGCCAUUUACAACAACAUGAAGCAGUUCAUCCGUUACCUGAUCUCGUCCAACAUUGGUGAGGUUGUGUCCAUUUUCUUGACUGCUGCUCUGGGUCUGCCAGAAGCUCUGAUCCCCGUCCAGCUACUGUGGGUCAACUUGGUCACUGACGGUCUGCCAGCUACUGCCCUCGGCUUCAACCCACCGGAUCUGGACAUCAUGACCAAGCCACCGCGCAAGGCUGAUGAAGGUUUGAUCUCUGGAUGGUUGUUCUUCCGUUACAUGGCUAUUGGUGGUUAUGUCGGUUGCGCUACUGUUGGUGGUGCUGCCUGGUGGUUCAUGUUCUCGUCGGAAGGCCCGCAGCUGUCGUACUGGCAGUUGACUCACCAUCUGUCCUGCCUGGGUGGUGGCGAAGAGUUCAAGGGUAUUGACUGCAAGAUCUUCAGCGAUCCUCACCCAAUGACCAUGGCUCUGUCCGUGCUGGUCACCAUUGAGAUGUUGAACGCCAUGAACAGCUUGUCUGAGAAUCAGUCCCUCGUCCAGAUGCCGCCAUGGUCUAACAUGUGGCUGAUUGCCUCCAUGUGUCUGUCGUUCGCUCUCCACUUCGUCAUCCUCUACGUUGACGUUCUUUCCACCGUUUUCCAAGUUACUCCACUGAACGGAGAUGAGUGGAUGACCGUCAUGAAGUUCUCGCUGCCGGUCGUGCUGCUGGAUGAAAUCCUGAAGUUCGUCGCCAGAAGGAUUUCGGACGGUGAGAGUUACAUAAGAAAUAUGCAUGGACUAGUGUUAGCGUGGGCAGUUUUCUUUGCUUACAUCAUAUGGGGUCCAUAAUGGCAGUGAGAUGAUAACAGAACAUCUGCGAUUGCUACCAUAACUUCUACCACUACUGCUACGCUAGCAAGCGUUUGCUACUAGGGACAAAAGGGAAGCAAGUAGACACGAUCACACGCAAUACAUGGUAAAGCAGUUCGGUGAAAGUGUCGCCGGCAGUCGGCCGUCACAGAGUACCCCGUCACACUUUCAUAAAGCACGCAUAUAUAAUAUAGAAGAAGCAAAUAUUACACCCACAUCUAACAUUCAUACACCCUCAAUCGGAAGUACGGAUAGAAGAGAAAAAAACACAAAAAGCUAGUAAUACACGGAUCCACUAUCCCUAAUUGCGUAGAUCGGUUUGCUCAUCAUACGAAGAAAACGUACGAAAAAUCCUCUUACAGUAAUUUUUAUCAUACAACUUCCUGCACCAAUGAUACUUUAGAGAAGCGAAAAGGUGAACAAUGAUGCACGCAAACAUUAUGCGGACCCUCAUUCGCAUGUUUGUGUGUGUGAGUGGAAGUGUAGUAAGGGAUAGAAAAUAGCGAAACAAAAGGUUAAACAAACAAUACGAGAGAGAUAAGACAAAAGAAUCAUUCAUCCUUUGAACGGCAUCGUCCCCGGGUGUAUUGAGACGGUGUGACGGGCAGCUCUCCCUGUCCCCCUAUUGUCAGUUUGAUGUUUAUCGCGAGUAAUCGAGAGUUUUCCCCAUCUGUUUUUAAUCGUUACUAUAAUCAUUACUUAGCAAACUACUUCUAUCUUUUUUUUAUAUGCUUGAUGCGCACCUUUUGCGUGCGGCGCUCGGGCAUAUAUAUAUAUUUGAACUAUUUAGCGAAUACCGUUUUGUGUAAAGUUUAGAUAAAAAAAGAAACGUUGACCGUGUAGAAUCGUGUGCACCCACAGAGCCGUGCGUAGAUUAUUUUUAAUGUGUGCCUGUGCUGCGUCGGAUAUCGUCCCCGGUGAUGGUACCGGCGAUUAACGCCAACAGUGGGCAUUUAGGUAUAAAUCGGUCGAGGCAAAACAUAAAGUCAGUGUAGGUUGAUGAACGCCUUGAUGAUGCGUGCGCCACAUAUGUGUUAGUGUUUUGCAUAUCGUGGAUGGAACCCGGAGCUAGUUUCAAAGCGAAAGAGGGUAGUAGUUGAGAUAUUGUUUGUGGUUGAUUCAUAGCUAGGGCCGUAUCUCCAUUCUAUUUCAUCUCUUCAAGAUUGUAAUCCCAUUAUAUGUGGAUUUCAUUCAUUCACCGAAUCCGUAUUUUUCGCCAGUGGAAGAAAGCUCAUUCGUUACAUCCCCGUACACUCCCACAUCUCUUUACAACAGCACACAAAAACAGUCAGCAAAAAGAAAGUUUACACACCAGCGCAGGAUGAUUUAUUUUACCAAACUUACCAAUCAAAGAGGAAAACAAAUUAGACAGGAUAAAAAUUGUAUAGAUUUAACAGCAUUCUUUUUAAAACAAUCUCAGCAGUAUGAUGGACCCCAUAUAAGAAAUGUCAACAAUUGCGUACUAUUUUGUGUGUGUAUGUAUAAGGCUUAUGGAUGAUGAUAGCGCAGUACCGACAUUUACGAUCGAGCCCACAUACUACAAAAGGGCGUGCAAGACGCCACCGUAUGUGAGCGCAUGCCUGUGUGCAUAACAGCAGGAAUGAGUGAGCAACAGCGCUGUUGAACAAUUAAUUACUAUCUACUUUUAAAGCUACCAUCCACCACUUCUACUUGUUAAAUUAUAACCCAACCCUCCCUGCUAGUUCCGGUUCUUCGUCCGGACCUUUGUUACUUUCUUUCUGAAUGGCAUGCCAUCCGGUCCGUGAUAUCUAUCUUCACAGAGGUUUUGCCUUACUACCACCACCUAUUGAACAUCCAACCUCUGCUCCUUUAAAACAUCCCAUAUCAAUCUUCCAAAGUUUUCUCGACAUAAUAACCCUAAUACGGCAUUAGUGUAAACAGUAAUUUUGUAAUCUAUUUUACGGCCCAAACAUGUUGUUUCACACCAUACAACGAAGAAUGGUGCGCUUAAGAAAGUGUUUUCUUUUUUCGUGUGUUUUUGUUUUCAUCUUUACUCGGUUUUAGCUCGGAGUGUCUGCGACAGCUAUGUUUACGUUACUUGUUUGAUUUCAUCCGUUUGGCUUUAGUUUGGUUUAAGCUUUAAGAACUUAAUCCCCAACUUCGCUGUUGGUGGGAAGCUUUAAAUACUUUGAAAACAUCAUCACUACACAGAAAGAAGAGGAGUUAUCGCAAAGUAGCGUAAUGCGUUGAGAAGAGACAUAGUUUUUCAUCAACUAACCACGCAGUAGCUUCCGUCAAUCCAUUCAAGCGAGAGCAUACACACCAGCCGCGGUUCAACACGGUUCUUCCUGCAUUCUGAAUCUAACCGAAAAAUGCCUCUAGUUUUAAAAAUGCCCGGCACGCCCGACAAGAAUGACACGCUUCUUCAGAGAUUUCCUCUAUCGCAAUACGCAUAUAUCUCUCUCUCACCCCCACACAAACACACCCUUUUCUAACCCAUUCGACCAUAGGUUUUUGUGCGUGAAUUACUUAACUUAUUUAAAAUCGGAACAUACGAAACACAAACGAAAGGGUUUGCUGUGUGGGUUUGUGUUUGGGAGUGUGUGAUCAAUCAGAAGGAAUGAUUACUACACGGUUUAGAAGGGAGAAAUCUUAUAUAAGUUUCAAUAAGUCUACAUCAAAGCUUUUCGUGGGGGGGGGGGGGCACGCCAAUGAAGCGAAUCUGUUUUGCGAGUUAUUAUGUUUAGAAAAGUGGAAACAGAAGAAAAAAACAAGAAUCAGACGAAGCCGAACGAUAAGAAGUAGUUUUACGAAGAAAAAGUGGAACAGAAAUCAAAGAAGAAAUCGAUUGUUUAUUGAUUAUCGAUGACAACACAGUGGCACCGGAGGAGAGACUUACUUGUGCAGUAGUGUCUGAUUUAAGUGCGAUGAUAAGAACUUAUCUGACUCUAUAUCCUUUAACGUUACCUUUCGCACAAACAGCGAAAGCUUUUCUUACAACGAUUCACAGCAUACUUAUUUAUGUUUUUUUCGUGUGAAAGGAAGAAUCGUUCCUAUUCCGUUCCUGUUUCGAGCGUUCUUAUGCCUCUUCUUGCGAUGGUGGUGGCUGUGCGCUUCCGGUGUGUGGGGAAUGAAAACAAUGAGACUAAGUAGUUGACGAUGAUGUGUGCCUAGAAUAGGAAUGAAAUGAUUGACGAUGUGAGGCGAGAGGGAGUAACAAGAAAAAGAAAAUACCAUUGAGAGAGCAUAGUUUUGCACCGUUAUUCCAUCCAGCGAAUGCUAAAACACACAGAAUUGCUUUAAAGAAAAUUGUUCGUAGAUAGGAUUUUCUCAUCUCCCCCCGUAUUCCCCCGUUCUAAUCCCUCCUCACCAGUGUAGGGUCACUUUUGGUAGAGGUCCUUGCGCGCACACGUCAAGUUGUACUGUGUGCAUCCUUUCGAGGGAAGCCAAAUCUUACAUCGUUACGCCUGAUUAGUGCUGCUUUUUUUGGGUUGAAAAAUUCUUGUUGAUUGUUCUUUAGUUUCAACACACAAAUUUGCAUGUCUAUUUUUAACCUCUUCGUCGUCGUCGAUUCGAAAAGACGACUAAUGUGCGCGUGAACGGUAGAAAAAGUUGGGGUCGAUUAUUGUCGAACUCUUUUGGAAAGUUUUUUCUUGUUUUAUUUAUAUAAGAAAUCAUAAAUAGAAACUUCUGCCAACAUUGUGGGCAACUGUGGCACAUUGAAAAGAAGGAUGAUUCAUAGCAUCCUUUUUUCACAAAAACUCGAUGCCACGCAAGCAUAAAUUGUGCUUGCGUGAGAUGAAUUGUUGUUUCCUCCACCCUUCCCACAAUAUAAAAGUAACACCCAGCAGUUGUUAGAAUCAUGCAAGAAGAUUAAAAUAAACCUGGAAUCAUAAACAUUAAACCGUAACGCGUAAAGAAAGAAAGCUGUAGGUUAGAAGGACGAAAACUCGGAAAGAAGUUAGAUUAAACAACCCCAGCAACCACUAAAAGGAGGAUAGCAAUCUAAGGGGAAAACUAGCAGUUAAAUUUUCCCCCGCCCAAAAAUCCUUGUUCAAAUCGGAACAUAAUGAGGAAAACAUAACUAACUAAAGGAGGGCGUGAGUGGGCGAGCUCUCUUUAUGAUAUGUCUUCUUUCAGUAACUAGUAUGAACCUCAAACAAGUCAAACUCUAGUUAAAAACGAUUGGUAUGAUUUCAAACAGCGAACUAAUUCGUUGAUUAAACAUCCCAAAAAAACCAGCAACGGUAAAGCAAAUAGAAAAAAAAGGAAAACGGAAGAGUAAAAAGGAAAUGUGGGAGUGAAAGUGAAAACAAUGGAAAAUGGGAUUUAAAAGCAAGAAGAAAAAAACACACCCAUGCAAUCUUAACAGCAAAACGGAGGGGGGACAAGGAACAAGUUAAACUCGUUGAAGUUGAUAAAGAAGCAACUACAGUAAGAAUAAAACAAAACAAAUAAACAAAACAAAAAAAAAACAUUUUAAACAUACCGAAAUCCAGAAUAUUGCGAUAUACACUAACACUACACUGCGAAGUGCGUUUGCGUUCUUCUGUCCUUAAUUCCAUUUAGGCUACUUACUACUAACCUCACCUAACUGCGUCGCGCGUUUGUGUGUGUGAAGUAAAUCAAGCUCGUACCUUGAAACUUUACACGCAGGUGCGCAUACCAUCAUCAAACCAGCAGCACGUCACUUAGAAGAUUUUGAGAAACAUCAUCACUGCUACCAACAAAUAUUUCCCACUAAAAAGUUUGUAUCCGCACGCGGUCUAAGCUGGUUAUCAAUUCCAGCCGAUGCAAAAACGAUCUUCUUGUCACCUCAAAAACAAAAAACCGGAUGCUGUCCUAUCGCUAUCCUUUCUCUAAUCGUGUGCAAGUGCGAGUGUGUUAUUCUUUUCAAAAGCUUUUUAGGCUAAGUGAGUUACUGGAAGCGAAAGUGAUCACAAACAACAACUACCGUUCGUCACCGUGUCUUCCGGGUAUGACGAAGUGUCUACGUACCAGAAGUCGAAAUAAUUCUGCAUGGUUUGUGUGCGUGUGUGAUUGUUACAAAAGCUACGAAUGUGAAGAGUGCCUGUUGUGUGAGCAUUGCAGCAUCUCAAUCAAACAAAAUGGAGGAUGGAUACACCACGCAUAUUACGCUAUUCCACUCUGUACACACCUGUACGCAGUUUGUUCAUCUAUCUUUUCAUCACUCACACCAACAAACCGUACCCGCAUGCACGUGAAAAUGGAACGACUCUUAUCAAGAUCGGUAGGAUAGAUAGUGUUGUUGGUGAUGUUUAGUCUCGCUAGUAUUGAGAUCGGUCACGAUCGAUCAACUGUGAAUAUGAGUAGACUGAUUUUGUAUUAGAUUCAAACUGUACAAAGUGUUGAUUUUACAUAACGAAAUUGGGCAGAUUGUUCUAAACCAACAUUUGCAAACAGAUGCUUUAUGCAUAGAAAUAGACCAAUAGAGUAGAUAGUGAUCUUUGUAGUGGAAUAGUACUACCGUUUGCCAGCGAAAGUGAAAAUCAAUGUGAUAGUGAUAAUUUCCGUUUCUCUUCUUCUCUGCCCUUCCUACAGUCAAUCCUGAUUUCCAUUAGAAAUUUUUCUAAAAAAAAAAACAAACACACCAAAAGCAAUCCUCCCCUCCCAAAAACAAAAACCCGAAACAAUAGCGAAAAUGGCGCGUGUGUGUAGUGUGUUGAACGCCACCAACCAUUGUGCCCACCAUCGACCGCAGCUCGGCCAUCUUCUUCAUCUACCUUUACACGCGCCUUCCAGAACUCCCAAAAACUUUGAAGCUUGAGCUUUUCUUUGCCGUUAAAAAAAACCAGGAAAAUGCCACAAACCCGCAGGACAGUCGUGGUUGUAUUUUGCUCCAGGUGUUUGUCCCAUGCUCUCCAGUUUGCCCUAAACACACACACACACACAAACUUAAACCAAAGGAAAUCAUCAGCCUUCCAACAAAGCUUCGACCCUCCUGUUCGAUGUUCUAACAUCUUCGAAACGAGAUCAAGUUAAGGAUGCUUGUUCGAGUGUAUGUGUGUGUGUGAGAGAGAGAGAGAGAAAGAGAGAGCAGAUAAAGCAACAACAAUCCGGAAACGAUGGAGAGGAAAAAUGCCGUGUCCUUCAUGCUAUUAUCCUUCCGUGCGAGACUUCCUACCGCUUUGCAUCAUCCCGAUCGUUUCCUCCCGGGUGGGGGAAAGGUGACAGAAAAGAAGCAGCAUUCAGCAGAAGUACUAACACACCGAGUAAAGGAUGAGUGGCGACUCCA
Anopheles moucheti is the source of this 9452-nucleotide messenger RNA. It is a transcript of the gene SERCA, whose product is annotated as calcium-transporting ATPase sarcoplasmic/endoplasmic reticulum type. The record is from RefSeq and is a predicted model, not a curated record. Gene Ontology annotation, molecular function: ATP hydrolysis activity; ATP binding; P-type calcium transporter activity. Gene Ontology annotation, biological process: intracellular calcium ion homeostasis; calcium ion transmembrane transport. Gene Ontology annotation, cellular component: membrane. The transcript is spliced from 9 exons. Lineage: Eukaryota; Metazoa; Arthropoda; Insecta; Diptera; Culicidae. The coding region runs from base 158 to 3214 and encodes 1018 amino acids.